AUGUUAAAGGUGCCACCACGCAUAUGUCCUGUCGACCCUGCAUAUAUCCUUCUAAUUAGGAUGGCAACAACAACAGGAAUAAUACUAGAAAUAAUAACUAUCAACGCUGCAGAUGCUAUUGUCCUCGUUUAUUUGAUUGAUCCUAUAAGAGAACUAAUUUGUAAUGUAUUGCUAACCUUAGGCGAGAGCGUUAACUACAACAAGUUCAUUGAUAUUAGACCACACAAAUUCUCGGGUUCAUCUCGAGGAAUCUUUGUUUAUGUUUUGUUUAUGUCUCGCGUUCAUCAGCUUUACCAUCAUUUUGUUGAUUCAUGUAUGCUCGCUUUAUCUUGGCAUAUCUGGUAUAAUUUUCCUGUGCUUAUCGAACCAAUUUCACACUCAGCAUUCAACUAUAAAUCUCUGUGCAUGGUCUUAUCAUCGUGUCAGUUUUGCCUAUUCAGGGUUUACCAAGUUGCCGUAACCCUCAAAAAACAUUUGGCGUUUGGAAUGGUGCCCCUGGGAGACUCGAUUUCUCACGAAAGUUCCUCUACGAUGUACUUGUACCGUUACGGUAACGGACGGAUGAGUGAACAAAUGAGUACGCUCUAA
Acaulospora morrowiae is the source of this 588-nucleotide messenger RNA. The record is from the annotation of a GenBank genome assembly. Lineage: Eukaryota; Fungi; Glomeromycota; Glomeromycetes; Diversisporales; Acaulosporaceae.